Batrachochytrium dendrobatidis JAM81 is the source of this 2300-nucleotide messenger RNA. RefSeq lists its product as uncharacterized. Gene Ontology annotation, biological process: regulation of DNA-templated transcription; DNA-templated transcription. The transcript has 2 exons. Bases 1 to 2196 code for a protein of 731 amino acids. NCBI's taxonomy places the organism in Eukaryota, Fungi, Chytridiomycota, Chytridiomycetes, Rhizophydiales. The record is from RefSeq and is a predicted model, not a curated record. Gene Ontology annotation, cellular component: nucleus. Gene Ontology annotation, molecular function: DNA-binding transcription factor activity, RNA polymerase II-specific; DNA binding; zinc ion binding.
AUGCCCAAAAACAGCCUGACAACUCGCAUUACCAUUGCUUGUGACGGAUGUGCUUUCAAGAGAGUCAAGUGUGAUGGAAAGCAACCGUCAUGCUCACUCUGCACUGGACUUGGACAGGCAUGUGUGUUUUUACGAAAGAUACGAAAGAGAGGCCCAAAGAAUGGCCAUGUGGACAGAUUACAUGCUCGCAUUCGUGAAUUAGAGGCCAAACUAGAGAGCUUACAAUCCAACAACGAUUCAAAAGACCAAUCUAUUUCAACUUCAGCAUCUAAUGCCGGCAUGAAUGCUACUUUUAAUUUGAUUGCUGAUUCGGAAGCUUGUGAUGCACUUAGCAUGACCUCUGCUUCUUCAAAUGCAACCGCUCUUUUGGAUAAUCUCGAAUUGCUAGAUCACCCCUUUGCUGCAACGGUCGGUAGUGGUGAUGGGUCUGGUAGUGGGUAUAUGAUGGCCAACAACGAUCCAUCCAUGCCAUUCUCCUUGCCCAUGUCUGCUUUGUCGCAGAUUUCAUCAUUCAAUGCUAUACAAUCACAGCUAUCCUUUACACCACAUGAUACAGUCACAUCACAGCCCAAUGCUCAUAUGCUAAUUGGUUUUGAUAUACCUGCACUAUCACCAAAAUGGGUUAAAUCUAUGUACAUGCAGCAUCUUCCAGACCACAUUCCAGGCACCACUUCAACGCCGAUCCAUAACGAGAUUCACAUGGAUCUUAUUGAUAGAUAUUUCGAAUACUUUCUUACACAGUUUCCCAUUUUUCCAAAAAAAGAAUUUGUUGAUAAUAUCCAAAAACAAUCUCCGUUGCUUCUGAAUGCCAAAUAUGCUUUAGCAUUAACUCAGCCCACUCUGCCUGACCAAGACACGUUCCAUGCUGGUGACUUGUAUUUUAAGCGUGCUACAUCAAUUCUAGACAACUAUUUAGAGCAAGCAACCUACUCGACUGUUGCUGCACUGGUGCUUUUGUCCUACUACUCUGCCUGUUGUGGACUUGGUGAAAAGGGAUAUCUAUACGCAGGAAUGGCUAUUCGAAUGGGACAAACGAUGGGGCUUAACAGAUCCAUAUCAGCAGAAAAGGCUGCUUUUAUGACAUUGAAAGAGAUUGAGCUACGUAGACGGAUGUGGGCUUUGCUGUAUGUACUGGAUCGUUCUGCUAGUUUGGUCAAGACCGACAUUCCAUUUACUAUUCGUGACGAAGAUUGUGAAGUAUCUAUACCCGAUCUCCUGUACGUGUUUACCUACCACGAACCAGUGUGUGACGCAUCUGUUCCGUUGAUAUCUCAUUCCAUAGCGUCUAAUGAAAGCCACACUAUUUCUGAAUCACACAUGUUUUCUGUUCCACAGAAUUUUGGACUCGCUGGGUCUGGCGAGCAAGAAGGAAACCUAAUUUACGAUCCCAAUCUUGCUCAACACGACACGAUGGACAUUUUUUCGUUACAACAUUAUCCACCACUUCUCCAAUCUCAACAAGCCUCUAUUCCACAACAGCUGCUCCAUCAACUACCUCCUCAGCCCAAAUGUGUGUACAACAAGCAUUUUUCACAUUCACUGGGACUCACACGUAUUCUGUCGUGUAUCAAGGAGUUUGACAAGACAUUGCGAGGAACAACAACUCGGCCAGAGCAUUUUGAUUCAGACAUGGACAGAGCAUUGUUAGAGAACCGACUUCAGACAUGGUGGAGCACUCAAGCACCCUGGGUGAGACAGAUUAGUCAUAGGUAUGGAACGGAUGUUCUUUCUAUCCAUCCUCCUCACUGGAUCAUUGCCCACCGUCAAAUCAUGUACCAUUAUGCACGACUGUUGCUACAUGGAUCUCGUAUUUUUAAACUACAAAGACGACAGUCAUCAGAAGUGUUAUCUGAUCCUUCAGCAAUGAUUUGUUUUGACGCAGCCUAUCAAAUUUCUAUUAUUCUAUCACGUUUUACAAAGUAUAAUCCAGGAUUUGCAUAUGUUGGAUGGUUGUUUGCACUUGGUUUAUUCCGAGCGGGGAUUGUAUUUAUUCUGUCGAUCCGAAUGGGAAUCGUAGAUCCAUAUUCAGGGGAUGAUCCAGCCGAAUUGCUAGAUAUGCAGAUCACAUCGCUAAAGCAGAUUGGUAGGUUUUGGAUUUUAGCAAAACAUUUGGCCAACAGUCUUGAGAUUUGGCGAGACAGUGGACGGGAUAUUGGGGCAGCACAUGUUGCCUCGCUGCGACGGAGUGAAUUAUAAUAUAGAGCCGUCAAUUACGAGAUGAUGGGUUUGGUUGUGGGAUGACUAUUGAAGAUUUAAAAUCAGGGGUUGAUUUUUACAAGCAAUAAAACUUUAGAUAAGCU